CUUGGCAAUGCAUGAUGACGAACGGGAUCUCCAGCGGCAUGGGGCCGGUCGCGGCCAAUAUUGUGCGGAGAGGGCGUUACGUGCUUUUGGAUCGAUAUCACGAAGUUUCCAUAGACUAUAAAUAUCAUUGCGCUUGGUGAAGCCUGGAACGACCCCCCUGAAUUCCUUGUCACUCACAUCAACGAGAAGCAUUUCAAACGCACACAAUUGGGUCAAACUCGGCAAUACUAGGUGGAAUCAUUACAGAAAGGCCUCUCUUCAAGGGUGAUUGCUUAACCAAAGGUGAAUGUACCUAUCGGAAAAAACGAUGGGGAAGCUAUUCUCUGACGCACCUAGCUCAUUAUUCCCGCCAUGAAGGGUCUGAUCUGGAAGAUCAUUGCGGCCUCCUCGCUACUCCAUAUCGGAGCUGCGGAUUGGCAAUUCAAGUCGCGGCCCGACCUCGCCCCGCCACGUCUCAACAUUACCAUUCCCGCCACCGGGGACGUGGAAAAGGGGUUUCUGUUCUUGGCCCCCUUUGCUGGACUGGUCGAUACGCCGACCGAGCAGCACGGGCCCCGCCAGGCUGGUCCCUACAUAUUCAGGGACAACGGCGAUCUCGUCUGGUCGGGAUACGGCAUCUACAGUAUCUGGUCCACCAAUUUCCAGGCCGGCCGCUGGAAGGGCAAGGAUGUGCUCUUCAGUUUCGAGGGCGACCAUAAUCCCGGCUAUGGCCACGGCCAUGGGCACAUCACCUUCAUGGACCAGCAUUACGAGACGAUUCGCGAGCUCCGGGCUGGCAACCACAAGUUGGUGGACAAGCACGAGUUCCACAUUGUCAAUGAGGAGACCGGCUUGAUCCAGAUUUAUCAGCCCGUCCCGCGCAAUCUGACUGCCUGGGGGGCAAGCGAAGAACAGCAGUGGAUCGUCAAUGCUAUUAUUCAAGAGCUCGACAUUGAAACCGGUAAGGUGCUUUUCGAAUGGGCCAGUCUUGAUCAUGUCGAUCCUGAUGAAUCCGUCCUCCCCAUCAACCCUGGCCAGGCCGGGUCCGGGUACAACAGCUCCGACGCGUGGGACUACUUCCACAUCAACAGCGUCGACAAGGACGGUGAGGGCAACUACCUGAUCUCGGCGCGGGACGCCUGCGCGGUGCACAAGAUCAACGGCACCGACGGCAGCAUCAUCUGGCGGCUGAACGGCAAGCGGAGCGACUUCCAGCUGGGCGACGGCGCCGCCUUCUGCUUCCAGCACCACGCCCGCUGGUUGCCGCACGCCGAGGGUCCCGACGUCGAGCUGAUCAGUCUGUACGACAACUCGGCCCACGGCACCGAGCAUGGUGGCGGCCACGAGGUGCACACCGCCCCCGCCAGCAGCGGCAAGGUGCUGCGCCUCAACGCGACCGCUGGCACCGCCGAGCUGGUGCAGGCCUACCGCCCGCCCGACGGUCUUCUGUCCAAGAGCCAGGGAUCCACGCAGGUCCUUCCCGGCGGCAACGUCGUCGUCGGCUGGGGUUCUGAGGGCGCCGUCACCGAGUUCGCGCCGGACGGCACGGCCAUCUUUCACGCCUACAUGGACUCGGGCGCCCUCGGCGUCGGCGUGCAGAACUACCGUGCCUUCAAGUACAACUGGACGGGGCUGCCGAACGAGGACCCCGCCAUCGUAGCGCUCGCCGGCGAAGAGGGUACGACUGUCUACGUCAGCUGGAACGGCGACACCGAGACCACGGCGUGGAGGUUCUACCGCGUCGUCGACGGGUUCGGCUCGCGGGAGUUCCUGGGCGAGGUGGAGCGCGUCAGCUUCGAGACGUCGCUCUUCGUCGCCGGGAAGUCAGUCGCAAAGGUAUCUGCGGACGCCGUUGACGGCCGCGGCAGGACUCUCCGUACCACUGCGUCUGUCGAGGUUGAGCCAGAGGUGCUACCUGCACGGAAGGGUAAAUCCGGGGGUGGCCAGUUCGAGUACGGGAAUGCCGAGAAAGUCCUCGAAAAGCCCGCCAGCCGCUGGGAGGAAUACGGUAUCUUCAAGCUCAUGCGUGUUCCCCCGCAGGACCUUUGAAGGCACAGUUCAGCACCGGACGACUCCACCACGGAGGGCAUUGAUGCGAGAAAGGUUGAAGUAUUCGAAAAUUUGGGUUGGGAGCUGCCGUUGCAUCCCCGUCCACUCGUUUAUCUGUCGCUUCUUCCCCUCCCCGUUUGGGUUCCCUUCCAAUUCAUGUCAGCCUCAUCUACCAGUCAUUACCUACAUAUAAAAAAAAAAGUAAAGAGCCAAAAGGAGAGAAGUCAAAGUUAGGUAGCUACAUAGCUAGGGUUAUAUUCUCAUCCAGAGCUCAAAUUUGGCCAGUGUUAGUUAGCACUCUAAAUAGUUCAAUCAAGAAUCGAGG
Phialemonium atrogriseum is the source of this 2353-nucleotide messenger RNA. Its product is annotated as ASST-domain-containing protein. The coding region runs from base 352 to 2028 and encodes 558 amino acids. The transcript is spliced from 3 exons. The record is from RefSeq and is a predicted model, not a curated record. Lineage: Eukaryota; Fungi; Ascomycota; Sordariomycetes; Cephalothecales; Cephalothecaceae.